Messenger RNA from Culex quinquefasciatus (southern house mosquito), 919 nucleotides. Its product is annotated as leucine-rich repeat-containing protein 59. NCBI's taxonomy places the organism in Eukaryota, Metazoa, Arthropoda, Insecta, Diptera, Culicidae. The record is from RefSeq and is a predicted model, not a curated record. Gene Ontology annotation, molecular function: protein binding.
UAGCGUUCUAAAUUAUUUUUAUACUUGAAGAAAUCAUGUCCAAAAAACACAAGAGUAAAAUUAAUGAAAGCGAAAAAAUCAAUGUUAGAGAAAAGUUAAACCACAAUGUACUUGAUCUUAGCUUGAUGAACAUUUCUAGCGUUCCGGUCGAUGAGAUUAAAACUUUGAAACGUGCAACAAUACUAGAUUUAUCAAACAAUGUUAUAAGCAUCAUAAAUACCGACUUCACUUCACUUAUACAACUUACAAAAAUAGAUUUGAGUAAAAACAAAAUUAGGUCUAUCGCUGAUGAUUUUGGUAAUCUGAUCAAUCUUCGUCAUUUAGACCUCUACGAUAAUCAAAUUGAACGACUUCCCUUAAGUUUUGGUCUUAAAAAGCUUAAAUAUCUCGAUUUGAAAAACAACCCUUUGAAUCCGGUAUUCUCAAAAAUAAUUGGUACUUGCACCGAUCAGAAAGAUUGCAUAGAAGCUGCUCGUAAAGCUGUUGCUUUUAUGGCGGAUAUUGAACAGCAGGUAAUUGAAGAUCGACGUAAAGAACGGGAACUAAGAGAGCUCAGUGAUGUGAAAAUACCGAGUGAAACUACAAAUAUCGUCGAGGACGUAAACAAGCCUGAUAAACGAAAGAAAACGAAGGCUAAGAAAAACUCGAUUGUAAACAAUGCGACGGAGGAGAUUGUAACUAAAUCGCAAACUAAAAGCAACCACGUAUCUACGACUGAAUUGAAACCCCAGAAACAGAAUGAAAGCAAGACAUGUUUGUCUAAAAUUAUCAAUUAUACCUUUUUAUUCAUAAUUUUAUCACUAGUUUGCUUUGGAUUAAUUUUUCUUCUCAAACCAGAACUUAUAAUCAAUUUUUUAUAUGUAAAUGAUAUGGACAUUUUGGAAGAGUUCAUUAAAUAAAUAAUGUUAUUGAUUGAAAA